Caenorhabditis elegans is the source of this 1302-nucleotide messenger RNA. It is a transcript of the gene irld-49, whose product is annotated as Receptor L-domain domain-containing protein. The transcript is spliced from 5 exons. The record is from RefSeq and is marked reviewed. NCBI's taxonomy places the organism in Eukaryota, Metazoa, Nematoda, Chromadorea, Rhabditida, Rhabditidae. Bases 7 to 1302 code for a protein of 431 amino acids.
AUUCUUAUGUAUUUUCUUUUAUGUUUUAUACUCUUUAUUCCAUUUAUUCUGUCGGAUUUUGCAUAUGACUUGGAGAAACUUACGUUAACACAUAAAUGUGACCUUCAAUGCACAUUCAACCACUCCGAGAUCACUUCGAAAACCACCGAAUUUUUCCCAACAAAUUGCGAGACUGUUUGCGGAAUAUUAACAUUCAAUUCUAACACAGACAUGUCACCGUCUCAACUCAAACAACUUUUCAAAAACCUGAGAACGUUGUCUGGUGGAUUGCGAUUCGAAAACACAAAUCUUACAAAUUUAUCGGUUUUCUACGAGAAACCCGGAUGCAAAUUCUGCACAGAUUUCAAGUUCAAUUGCAAAACUUUUGGACUUUCCGUGAUCAACAACUCCGUUUUGAAAAAUGCAGAUAUUUUUCAUAAAUUUGAACUAGAAACCGACGAGCAAUCGAAAGAAUGCGCGGUACGGUUUGAGAAUAAUACAAAAUUGGAUGCCAGGGAUCUUUGCGAAUAUGACCCUUUUGGCAAGCUGUUCAGUGUGAUUUUCAGAGGAAAUUCCAAGGAUUGCGGUUGCCGCGGCGACCAGAUCACUGCCGAUUCUAUGAAAAAACUACGAAAAUGCUCAGUAAUUUUCACUCUAAACUUGACAAACAUCUCUAAAUUCGACGCGGAUUUUCUGGAUCUUUCGCGAAUCUACGAAGUACGUGGAUUGGUGGAGAUUCGCGGCACUGACGUCACAAAUUUGUCGUUUUUGAAGAAGCUGGAAGAGAUUCGUUCGAAUAAUGGGGUGACACAUGAGAAUGUUCUUUUUAACAUUCGCGAUAAUCCGAAUAUGACAACAUUUGGAAUGCCGGUGUUGAAUAUUCUUUCCGACGAAACCAAAGGCCCAUUUAUCAUGAACCUGGAGAAUCUACAUCCUGACUUUUGUCUAACAUUUCACGAAAUGAUCGGGUUUCUGGACGCUCAAGUCUAUUUUAAAAAUAUUCAUGCAAACUAUUGCCUGGACGGUGUAUCUUUUAGCGAAUCUCUAUGUCAGUUUUUCAAUAUGAGCUCUCUUCCCGAAAAGUGCACUUAUAUAUAUGGAAAUGUGGAAAUUAACGCUGGAGAUGAAGAAUAUGUAUAUAAAUUGAGUUAUGUAUCCGAUAUAUACGGGUCCUUGUCUAUCAAGAACACAAUUUUAAAAGAUCUAAACUUUUUGAGUAGACUCAUGUAUAUAGCAUUAUUGGAAGAAAAUCGAUAUGUUAUUCAAAUUAUAUCAAAUCCAUUUCUCUACAAAGCAAGAUUGCCUAUGAUUUCGGUGAGGUAG